This is a messenger RNA of Lasiosphaeria miniovina, 872 nucleotides long. RefSeq lists its product as uncharacterized. Lineage: Eukaryota; Fungi; Ascomycota; Sordariomycetes; Sordariales; Lasiosphaeriaceae. The record is from RefSeq and is a predicted model, not a curated record. Bases 281 to 841 code for a protein of 186 amino acids. The transcript is spliced from 5 exons.
UGCGGGAAGCGCUGAAAUUAAGGGUAUCAGGGAGCCGAAAAUAAGGUAAGCACUUUGAAUACUAGAGCCAACCUAGGCAAGUUCCGUGAUGUUGACCUCUGACAGUUCACCCAGCUCUUUCGGCACAACGUCGAUAAGGUUGCGCCACACCUGCAUGCGCAUAGGUAUUUAUUACGGCGCCCCCCUGCCAAUUUUAUCCAUCUCGUCACCUACGAAUCUCCAACAAGACCGCAACACCCAUCACCUUUUAUCGCGCCCCCUCCCAAUAUCCAUGGGCCACAUGGACCACUUUAGCUGUCGGCCAGAUGGCGACCAAAAAUAUAACCUCGAGAUGUUUAUGGUGUCGCCGCUCAGUGACUUGGACAGAUUCUCACCAAUAACACCACAAAAUGUCCCUUGGUAUGUCAAGCUCUCGUUCGACUUUGUCGACGGGCCGGGAUAUAUGCGAAAGGGGUUAUGGUGGACCACACGAAAUUUGGUCCAUGAGCAAUCUUCGUUUAGAUGUGGCCCCAAAGAAGGGCAUUACCAGUUCACUCGGCUUUGGCGCAUUCGCGAGUUUCCCAACAAACCUGCCGCAAAGUCCACACUAUCAAGCUUUCGCCUACAGACAUUGACGAGGCAGCAUAUCUUCGCCGCUAUGACUGAAAACCCUUCCGGCGAUAUUUAUCAGAUGCUCGAUCGUAACCUUCCCGGUUAUUGCGUUAACUGCAUAUACGACGACGACCCGACGAUCCCGUGGUGGAUCUGGAGUCGCAUGCUGAUGCGGAAAAGGGCUGGGAUGCUUAUCGGCUUGGUCGUUAUCUUCGCCAUGUUCAACACUUAUGUUUGCCCAGUUAUUUGAUAUGGAGGGGGGAAGGGUAACAUUUAGGCGU